Messenger RNA from Suncus etruscus (white-toothed pygmy shrew), 936 nucleotides. Its product is annotated as olfactory receptor 12D3. Gene Ontology annotation, biological process: G protein-coupled receptor signaling pathway. The transcript has a single exon. The record is from RefSeq and is a predicted model, not a curated record. Gene Ontology annotation, cellular component: membrane. NCBI's taxonomy places the organism in Eukaryota, Metazoa, Chordata, Mammalia, Eulipotyphla, Soricidae. Bases 1 to 936 code for a protein of 311 amino acids. Gene Ontology annotation, molecular function: olfactory receptor activity; G protein-coupled receptor activity.
AUGGAGAACAUCACCAUAGUGCAUGAAUUUCUGUUACUUGGCCUGACCAGUAUUCAGAAGCUUCAGCCAUUCUAUUUUAUGGUUUUCUUAAUUAUUUACUUGACAAACCUGAUUGGAAAUGGUGUUAUACUAAUGAUUGUUAUUUUGGAACCUAAACUCCACUCUCCUAUGUAUUUUUUCUUGGGAAACCUUUCUUGCCUGGAUAUUUGCUACUCUUCAGUGACUCUGCCAAAAGUACUUUUUAACCUCCUAUCUACUCAUAAAACCAUAUCUUUUCUUGGCUGUAUUACUCAGCUCCACUUUUUCCACUUUCUGGGGAGCACAGAAGCUAUCUUAUUGGCUAUCAUGGCCUUUGAUCGUUUUGUUGCCAUCUGCAACCCACUUCGCUAUACCAUCAUCAUAAAUCCUCAAAUGUGUAUUCUCUUGGCAGCUAUCGCCUGGAUCAUCAGCUUCUUUUAUGCUUUGAUGCAUUCCACCAUGACUGCACGAUUGAACUUUUGCCAUUCAACACAACUCAAUCAUUUCUUCUGCGAUGUCAAACCACUCUUGGAAUUGGCUUGUGGAAAUACAGUACUCAAUCAAUGGCUUCUUUCUGUUGUCACAGGAAGUAUAUCCAUGGGAGCUUUCUUUUUAACACUUCUUUCCUAUUUUUAUAUUAUUGGCUUUCUUCUGGUUAAGAAUAAGUCCUGCAGGAUACUUCAGAAAGCUCUGUCCACUUGUGCUUCGCAUUUUAUGGUGGUGUGUCUGUUUUAUGGGCCUGUGGGCUUCACAUACAUUCGCCCUGCCUCCUCCACCUCUAUGAUGCAGGAUCGGAUGGUAGCUAUUAUAUACAGUGCAGUAACACCAGUCCUUAAUCCAUUGAUAUAUACUCUUAGGAAUAAAGAUGUAAUGUUGGCAUUGAAGAAACUACUUCAUAGGAAAUUGUUUAAAUACUGA